This is a messenger RNA of Acanthochromis polyacanthus (spiny chromis), 6088 nucleotides long. RefSeq names its product DNA-binding protein SATB2-like. Lineage: Eukaryota; Metazoa; Chordata; Actinopteri; Pomacentridae. Gene Ontology annotation, molecular function: DNA-binding transcription factor activity, RNA polymerase II-specific; RNA polymerase II cis-regulatory region sequence-specific DNA binding. The record is from RefSeq and is a predicted model, not a curated record. Gene Ontology annotation, biological process: regulation of transcription by RNA polymerase II; chromatin remodeling. The transcript has 11 exons. The coding region runs from base 1099 to 3513 and encodes 804 amino acids.
GAACAACUCAUCAGUGAUUUGCCUAAAACUGUGACAUUCCAACAAAAUCGUUUUAUUCCAGAUUUAUUUUAAGGUCUGUAAAUAUGGAGGUAGAAAGACAUCUACAGUAUGACAAUAAGUUGAAACAAAAUGACACAAACGAGACCCAAAGCCAGAGAAGAAGAAAAAUGAGACGCAAAUGGACCAAAAUGAGACACAAAAUGAGAAAAACAAGACAAAAAAAAUGACCAAAAUUGAGACACAAUAUGUUAUUUAAGCAUUCUUUUGUGUCUUUUUGGAUCAUUUUGUCUCAUUUGUGUGUUUUUGUGUCUCUUUGUGCCAUUUUUGUUUCAUUUUACCAUUAGCAUAGUCGUUUUAAUAUCUCAUUUUUGUGUCUUCAUGUCAUUUUUGUGUGACUUUAGCAUCCUUUCUGUUACUUUUGUGUCUUUUUCUGUCAUUUUCGUGUAAUUGUAACACCUCUUUGUGUCAUUUUUACACCUCUUUGUCAUGUUUGUGUCUUUUCAUGCUAUUUUUGCGUUACUUUAGUGUCUUUUUUUGUAAUUUUGGACCAUUUUUGUGUCAUUAUCAUGUCAUUCUAACAUCUCCUUGUCAUUUUUGUGUCUUUUUAUGCAAUUUUUGUGUUAUAUUAACACCAUUUUGUGUCAUUUUGUGCCUUUUUAUGUCAUUUUCAUGUCAUCUCUGCCAUUUUUGUGUUUUCAUGACAUUUUUUGUCUUACUUCAGCUUCUUUUUUGUGGUAUGUUGUGUCAUUUUCAUGUUUUUUAAGCGUCUUUUUGUGUCAUUUUUAUGUAAUUUUUGUGUUUUUGUGUAUUUUUCAUGUCAUUCUAACAGCUCUUUGUCAUUUUUGCAUUAUUUAAACAUCCUUUUGUGUCAUUUCAGCAUCCCUUCGUGUCAUUUUGUUGGUUUUGUGUCAUUUUUGCGUCCUUUUAGCAUCUCUCUGUCCUUCGUGGCUGCUCUGUGUCCACAGACUUUCAGGACUUUAUAUUUGUUGUGAUAAAUGGACCCCAGGGUUGUACUGAUGGUCUGACUGGUCUCUUCAGAUUGAUGCUAUCUGGUUGAACUCUUGUGUUUCAGACGCUGCUGCUGGACUCUGCAGGGAGAUGGAGCAGCGUGGAGGUUCAGGAGGAGGAACCGAGAGCCCUGAUCCCAGGGACAGCUCCAGCCCAGAGGAGCGGGGGGACAACGGGGCCAGUCCGGCCUCCAGCGGCCCCCCUCAGUGCAAACUGAGCCGCCUGGAGGUGAACGGCAGCCCGGCAAACCCACGGAUCCGACACAACGGCACGCCGCUGAGGCCGCUGGGAGGUCUGAUGAUCCCGGUCUACUGCGUGGUCGAACACGCAGACGAGGGCCGCAGCGACCGCCACGCCGAGUUCGUGUUGGUUCGGAAGGACGUCCUCUUCACGCAGUUGGUGGAGACGGCGCUGGUUGCCCUGGGAUACUCGCACAACUCGGCCGUCCAGGCUCGAGGAAUCAUUAAAGUGGGCCGCUGGAAGCCGAUGCCCAUCCACUACCUGACAGACGCUCCAGAGGCCACGGUGGCCGACAUGCUGCUGGACGUUUACCACAUGGUGACGCUGAGGAUCCUCCUGCACAGCUUCGCCCGGCUGGAGGAGCUGCCAUCGGAGCAGUGGAGCCACGCCACCGUUAGAAACGCCCUCAAAGAGCUGCUCAGAGAAACCAACCAGAGCGCUCUGGCCAAGGAGUGUCCUCUCUCACAGAGCAUGAUCUCGGCCAUCGUCAACAGCUCCUACUACGCCAACGUGUCCACCUCCAAGUGCCAGGAGUUUGGACGCUGGUACAAGAGGUUCAAACGCAGCAAAGGUGAAUAUAUGGAGAAGAUGUGGUCAUCGCAGGAGAAGUCGGACAUAAAAGUGGAGAGGGAUUUCGACCUGAGCGUCCUCAGCCAUCGUCCUGCGUCUCUUUUGCCCUCUCCGACCCAUCUAAGCUCCUUGGGCGGCCCUGGAGCUCUUCCCAUCAAGAGUGUCGUCGGGGACGCGCAGCCCCCCACCCAGCCCCACGGACAGAACCACCCCAGUCCCCCCCUGCGGCCCCAGGCUCCACCGCUCCUGCCCCACGGUGGUCUGCUGCCCCCUCAGCUGGUCCGUCAGCAGCUGGCCAUGGCCCACCUCCUCAACCAGCAGCUGGCCGUCAGCCGCCUGCUGGCCCACCAGCACCCACCGGGAGUCAACCAGCAGUUCCUCAACCACCCGCCCAUCUCACGGGCCUGUAAGGUGGGCACCGCCGAGCCCGGCCUCAGCUGCUCCGGGACCGAAGUCUCCUUCGACAUUUACCAGCAGGUCAGGAACGAGCUGAAGAGGGCCAGCGUGUCGCAGGCCGUGUUCGCCCGGGUGGCUUUCAACCGCACACAGGGUCUGCUGUCGGAGAUCCUUCGUAAGGAGGAAGAUCCCCGCUCUGCUUCCCAGUCGCUGCUGGUCAACCUGAAGGCCAUGCAGAACUUCCUGAACCUGCCGGAGUCAGACCGAGAUCGCAUCUACCAGGAGGAGAGGGAGCGGAGCGCCAGCACCAACCACAUCCACUCCAGCAGCCACGCCUCCAGCCCCAACACCUACCGACACGCACAGACAAAAUGCAACAUGCCCGGUCCAGAGCUGCAGCUGAAGCUCGACUCCCUGGUGAGCAUCACGUCAGGAAUCUAUGAGGAGAUCCAGCAGGAGAUGAAGAGGGCGAAGGUCUCCCAAGCUCUGUUCGCCAAGGUGGCCGCCAAUAAGAGUCAGGGCUGGCUGUGUGAGCUGCUCAGGUGGAAGGAGAGUCCGAGCCCCGAGAACCGAACGCUGUGGGAGAACCUGUGCACCAUCCGGAGGUUCCUGUCGCUGCCGCAGGCCGACCGAGACCAGAUCUACGAGGAGGAGUCGAGGCAGCAGCACAGCGAGCGCCUGCACACCGUCCUGCACCUCCCCGACCAGCAGAGCCUCCACAGACAGCCGCUGCCUCCUCUCACGGCUCCAUCCCCGAUCCACGACGACCCUCAGCCGGUCCGGCAGCCCUCCGAGGACAGACUUCAGCACAUGAGCCCCGGCCUGGGCGGCGGGGGGACCAAGAAGGCCCGGUCGCGGACUCGGAUUUCCCUGGAGGCUCUGGGAAUCCUGCAGAGCUUCAUCGGGGACGUGGGACUCUACCCCGACCAGGAGGCCAUCCACACCCUGUCGGCCCAGCUGGACCUGCCCAAACACACCAUCGUCAAGUUCUUCCAGAACCAGCGCUACAACGUCAAGCACCACAGCCAGAGCCGGGAGGCCGGCGGCGGGGAGGACGACCGGGACAGCUCCAGUCCCAGCGAGGCCGAGGCCGGACCGACGGAGGGCCGAGGGGAGGAGGAGGCUCUGUCUGGAACCGAGGAGUCCAGCGAGGACGGGAGAGGAUCAGUGGAGGUGCUGAGAACAGAAGGAGGAGAGGAGGUGGAGAUGGAGAAGGAGGAAGGGGCUGAUGGGAAAACCUCGUCUCCGUCCCCCUACAGCAGCGUGGACAGCCCUCACUCUGCAGAGCAGCAGAGAUAACAGCAGCAAGACACGUCUUCAUCAUGGUCAUCUUCACCAGAGCUGCAGCUCAGAGCUCUUUAAAAUCUGGAGGAAUAUUUAUGUACGACUGGAGGAACCUCUAGGUUGGGUAUUUGGAAUGAUAUUCCACUUUGACAAAAAAACAUUAAUUGUCAUUAAUUGUUUGUUUCUCCAAGUUGUGGCACUGCGAAGGCGUCCCAACAACUCUCCUUUUAAAAUCUAGAACUCUCUCUGGAACCUGAAGCACAAUCCUCUGAUUUACGUCCAGCUCAGAUUCUACAAGUUAAAUCAACAGUUUUUAUGGGAGCUUUGAUCAAACGGUGCUUCAAUAUACUGAACAAAAACACAAACGCAGACACAACAGAUGAUAAAACACUGACGUAUAAGAUAUACGAUAGAGUCUCGCAGUUAAAGAGGUCGUCAUCUGAUGGAAACACGAUCAGGUUGUCAGACAUCCAGAGCAGAUGUUUGACGGGUGGCAGAACGGGAAAGGUUUCCAGCUGUUGUUACAGAAGGACAGAUUGUAGAGACACCGGUUGUUGGGCAUCGACGAGGAGUGAAGGUAGUCUUUGUUUGUCUUGUUUGUCCACAAGACGACGUCUAUGUCUGCUCUGAUUGCCCUCCAUCUAGCUUGAGUCCGACAGACGUGAGCGGUCGCCUGCUGUUAGACGAAGGUCUUGCUAAAGUCGCUUCCCUUUGGUGAGUCCUCCCAGUUUGAGCAGAUAUUCUCCGGUUUGCUCUCACCAACAAGUUAAUCAACACUCUGAAGCUGAUCUCAAACAACUUUGCAAAAUGACCUCAAGGGAUAGAUGUUGGGGGCUGUGGGUAUCCAGCAGCCCACUCUCAUCUCUUUUCGUUUGAAUAAAGCUUCAUUUUACGGUGACUGGUUGGACUGUCUGAUCCUUUAAAGACACACCAGACAAAGCCAUGUAACUGUUCCAUGUUGACCGGAACAGUUUCUAGCUGUUAUUGCAGAAGGAUAGAUUCUAGAGACACAAGGAAGUGCGUUUUGUUGUUAAAACGUCAAGUGAAAAAACAGGAUGUCAUCUCGAUUGUUUGGCAUCGACAAGGAGAGAACGUAGUUUUCGUUCAGGGUUCGUAUGACGUCUACAAGACGACGUUUCCAUCUGCUCCAAUCAUCCUCCAUCUAGCUAAAGUCCAACAAAUGUGAGCGGUCGCCUGACGUAGACGAUGAAGGUCUUGCUAAAGUUGCUUCCCUUUGGCGAGUCCUCUCGGCUUGAGCAGAUAGUCUCCAGUUUCUUCUCACCAGCAAAUUAAUCACAACUCUGAAGCCGAUCCCAAACAACUUUGCAAAAUGACCUCAGAGGAUAGAUGUUGGAGUUGUGGGUGAUCAGCAGCCCAUUCUCAUCUCUUGUCGUUUGAGUAAAGCUGCAUUUUCUGGCAACUGGUCAAACGGUGUGAUCCUUCAGAGAUUCUACAAACGAGGCUGUGGAUCAACUCUGAGCUCAGGAAGUUGUCACAGAUUGAGCAGUUUGAAAGUUUGACCGGAACAAGGACAGAUUCUGGAGACACGAGGAAGGGCAUUUUCUUGUUGAAACGUGAAGUGAACAAACAGGAUGUCAUCUUGGUUGUUGGGCAUCGAUGAGGAGGGAAGGCAGUCUUUGUUCAGGUGUCCACAAGACGACGUUUCCAUCUACUCUGUCCUCCAUCUAGCUAUUGUCCAACGAAUAUGAGCAGUCGCUUGCUGUUAGACGAAGCUGCAUUUUACUGCGACCUGCCAGACCGUCUGAUCCUUUAAAGACGCACAAGACGAGGCGGUGGAUCAACUCUGAGGUCAGGAAGUUGUCACAGGUUGAACAGUUUGAAAGUUUUCUUAAAGUUUGCCUGCUGCGUUUGUGUUUUUGUUCAGUCCUGUUUCCAUGCAUGUCGUCACCCUCAGAGGAAGAAAUAAAUAUAAAUGAAUAGAUGAAUACAUAAAAAUGCAUCGACGGGUGCUCUCUCUUCCUGUUUCCUCACCUUAGCCUGUUCCGAUCAUUCCAAAUGAAUAUUUCUUUACCAAACGCAUGGACAGACUGCAGCAGAGAUGGAAACACAUUCUUGCUGAGGUGGGAUCCAAUUAAACAGAAAGACCCUUUAUGAGAAGUUUAUCUCUCCCAUGAUGCUUCAGGAGGUUCCUGCAUUGUUUGCGUCCAACACUCUCCUCCCAAUGAUAUUUAUUACUGGUAGUUCUAUUUACUGAAAUCUACAUAUCCUCGUUGUAAUUCUAAGUUUGUUCUGAUUUCCUUUGAUGUGACCGCAGACGUCUUUGUAAAUGUGACUGAAAACAGGACAAGCAGGAAGAAGAAUCUGAACUUUCACUGAUGGUUUCUGCAACAGACUGGACAGGAAGUGAACAUUAUUCUGUACGUUAUGACCCAAGACGUAGACAGUCCCCAUGCAAACGUGAACCAGGAUGCAACCACUGUCACUUUACACUGUCUGGUGUAAUCUGUGCCACGAAGGACGAAAACAAAUGAUUUCAGUUUUGACACAAAGUCUGAUUUAUUCCACUUUGAUGUUCUUUGAUUCUGUUGUGGGCGGGACAUGAAAAUCUGAUAAAACAUUUUCCAAAGUA